This is a messenger RNA of Elaeis guineensis (African oil palm), 2520 nucleotides long. RefSeq lists its product as uncharacterized. Gene Ontology annotation, molecular function: ubiquitin binding. NCBI's taxonomy places the organism in Eukaryota, Viridiplantae, Streptophyta, Magnoliopsida, Arecales, Arecaceae. The record is from RefSeq and is a predicted model, not a curated record.
ACGAACUGCUGGAUGGAGGCCCUGACGUUACGGUAUCUCCCGCGGGCGUCGGGCGGACUCUUGGGGACGAAGGAAACGCCCGUCAUGUACCCAAAAAAAAAAUGGAAGAAAAGCCUUCGUCUCAUCUUGUUUUAAAUAAAUAUACGAAAGGUCUUAGAGCUGAUACGGUGUGUUGCGCGAUUCCUUCGCCCUCCCCUUCCUUGCAGAUAACCAGUAGAAGAUGGCUUUCCAGUCGGUUUUCCGAUCGCUGUGCGAGGUUUUCCCGCAAGUUGAUCUUCGUAUAUUAAAGGCUGUUGCCAUUGAACAUUCUGUGGAUGUUGAUGCUGCAGUUGAAUUUAUUCUUUCAGAUGUUUUACCAAAUGAAAUGGAAAAUUUAUCUGCUGAAGUUGGGCUGGGCAAGCAGGCUGCUCCACUGGGAGAUGAAGAAGUUGAAAUCCUUAUGACUCUACUUACAGAAGGAGAUUUAGUAAGACGUGGAAGAGCUUCUGAUCAUGAUACAAGUUCUGCUGUUGCCAAUUCAUUAGGUAUGGUGGAAGCAGUUGAUGAAGGUUCACAAGUUGGAUAUGCAGGUGAUCCAAAGGAACCCAGUCUUCUCAUGCCUCAUGAUGAAUGUUUUGAUGGAAACAUUUAUCCAAGUCCCCAUAUGUUACCAAAUUUAGUGGACAAUAGAACUGGUUUCACUUCUAAUCUGAAGAAUGGUGCUCCUCAUCUUGACGACUUCCUGUGCAAAACAAUGGUUGAUGCUGGCCUUUCUGAUGCCCAUGGUGAGAAUAACUGCAAUCAAGUAAACUCCAAUGCCAAACUUGAACAGGAUUCUUUGGGUGAACACUUUCAGUGUUGCAUGGGAGUAGCAGAGAAUUUGAAUGAAGCCCUGCAUUCCAAUGGCGAAGAUUUGUACGAGUUGAAUGCUGAAAAAUCCAUUGGAGCUGUUCAUUCCGAUGUUAAGAAUUCUUCAUCAGCAAAUGUUGAAAAAAAUCCAGAUCAAUUGGAGUAUGGAGCUGCUGUUAAUUCCGAUGUUAAGAAUCCUUCAUUAGCAAAUGCUGAAAAAAAUCCAGAUCAAUUUGAGCAUGGAGCUGCUGAAGAAGUUGGUAUCAACCAUUAUGUAAGUGAAUCUGAAGUGCAACAGUCCCAAUUUUCAGGUGAACCUGCUAAGAGUCAGGAUUUAUAUGGGUUAGAACCUAAUGAUACUGCUUCAUCUACUUUUAUCUCUGGUCAAGAUACCCUGCAGACAGUUUGUGACGAAAGCUCUGAUUCUAUGGAUGCUGGUGCUGGCAUACAGAAGGGUAUUGACGGUACUAGUAGUGAAUAUGAAGAACAGAAGUCAAGGUGUUUAUCCAAGACUAGUACUGAUUUGUUAUCUAUCGAGAGUGAGCUGCCUUCUGUUGAUGUUCCAUCCACACUAGCUACUCGAUCAGGCCAUCUUAUUAGCAUUGAGUUUCUGGAAGAAUUUAUUAUUGAUGCCAAAAACAAUAAGGAAAACUUGAUGUCUGCCAAGGAGUCGGUGACUAAUUUGAUGAAAGAGGUAGAACAACUUGAGGAGAGGGCCAAACAGACCAAGGAGGCGGCCUUGACUGCUGGUCAAGAUAUUCUUCUCAAGGUGGUGGAACUCAAGCAGAUGUUGAAGCAUGCAAAGGAAGCAAACGACAUGCACACAGGAGAGGUGUAUGGUGAAAAAGUUAUUUUAGCAACUGAAGCUCGGGAGCUUCAAUCUCGACUUCUCAGUUUGUCAGAUGAACGGAAUAAAUCUCUUUCAGUAAUUGAGGAGAUCCGCCAAGCUCUUGAAGCUCGAAGAUCUGCUGCAGAGGAAAAAAUGGCAAUGGCUGAGCUGGAAAAGCUUGAAAGAGAAGAAUUGGCUCGCAAGGCUCUUCGUGAACAAGAACUCAUAAUGGAUGCAAUAGCAGAAGAGUCAAAAAAACUGAAACAAGAGGCAGAGGAGAACACUAAGUUGAGGGAGUUCUUGAUGGACAGUGGUAACAUUGUUGAUGCAUUGCAAGGUGAAAUAGCUGUCACCUGUGAGGAUGUGAUGUUGCUCAAAGCAAGAGUUGAUGGGUGCAUACCUCCUGGUAAAUCACAAAGAUCAACUUCCAGCUUGGUAUCAUCAUCCAGUUCAUCAUGCCAUGGGAGUUUACAUUCAUCAGAUGGGGUCCUCAGUCAUGUGAAAUUAGAUGACCAAGACUCCUCAAAGGGGCAGCAGCAAGAAAGCGGCAAUAAUAAUGAUACAGAACUCAAUGUUGGUCGCAAACUCUCUGUGCCUUCAGAUGAUGAUUGGGCAUUUCUUGAAUUUGAGGGUUAGAUGUACAGCGAAACACUUAGCGAGGAUGUCAGAGACAGCUAUGACUUGAUGAAGUUUUGCUCCAGUUUUCAUGGCAUUUACUAUGUUUCUCUGGAAAAUAGUGUUGGAACAUCAGUGCAGGGUCUUUUAUAUAAAUAAUUGAUUGUAAAUACAUCAUCACAUAUAGAUUUCCAUCUUUAUUUCAAAUCUGUUUACUAGUUAAAUUGAAGUGAAUGCAAGGUUUGCCA